This is a messenger RNA of Phragmites australis (common reed), 2765 nucleotides long. Its product is annotated as protein BREAST CANCER SUSCEPTIBILITY 2 homolog B-like. The record is from RefSeq and is a predicted model, not a curated record. Gene Ontology annotation, biological process: double-strand break repair via homologous recombination; regulation of DNA-templated transcription. Lineage: Eukaryota; Viridiplantae; Streptophyta; Magnoliopsida; Poales; Poaceae. The transcript has 18 exons. The coding region runs from base 134 to 2194 and encodes 686 amino acids.
AGCUCCAUAUCUCCAUUCAAACGGCCCCGUUCUUCCAGGUCCUUUGAUUUGCAUCCUGUCUAGCAAGUUGUAAACUCCUUGAUGUCAUGCUUCUGAUAUAUCCUUGAUAAAACUGGAUAGGUUCAUCACGCCAAUGAAAACUAACAAACUGUCCUCUGCUGGAGAAUCCAAACUACCAUCAACUCAGAUCAGUCCCUGUAGGACAAAGCUAUCUGCACGUUAUCCUUUCCAACAUCAAAGGAAAACUUAUAAAGAAUAUUUUGGUGGUCCUCCUUGCUUCAAAUAUUCGACUGAACAUGUAUUAGAUGAUGUGAAGCUCAUGGAUGCAAAAAGAGCUGAGAGGUACAAGUUUCAGCAUACGGGUACUGGGGCUGAAGAGUUUCAGAAGAUGCUGCUCGCGUGUGGUGCUUCAUUGUCAUAUGCAUCUAAAGAAUGGGUCAGUAACCACUAUAAAUGGAUUGUGUGGAAACUUGCUUCACUCGAAAGAUGCUACCCAACUAGAACUGCUGGUCAGUUCUUGACUGUUGCCAACGUUUUUGAGGAGCUGAAGUACCGGUAUGACAGAGAAGUGAACCAUGGCCAUCGGUCAGCAAUAAAGAAAGUUUUAGAAGGGAAUGCUUCACCAUCUUUGAUGAUGGUCCUGUGCAUUUCAGCUAUUUACUCUUGUCCUAACCUAAAUAACAAUAAGUUGGAGGUUGACAAGGCAGAUACUAAUGAAGACAGCAAUGACAAUAAAAGCUUGCCAGCUGCUAAUAGAAACAUGUCUGUGAAAAUUGAAUUAACUGAUGGAUGGUAUCCACUUGAUGCAUCAUUAGAUACGGCACUUUCAGAACAGCUGGAGAAAAGAAAGCUUUUCUUAGGACAGAAGCUUCGGAUAUGGGGAGCUUCCUUAUGCGGGUGGUCUGGGCCUGUGUCGUUCCAUGAGGCAUCUGGUUCUGCCAAAUUAAUGGUCCAUAUAAAUGGCACCUAUCGUGCAAGAUGGAAUGAGACCUUGGGAUUCUGCAAGCAUGUUGGACUUCCACUGGCAUUCAAGUGCAUAAAAGCUUCCGGUGGUAGAGUUCCUAAGACACUGGUUGGAGUCACAAGGAUAUAUCCUGUUCUGUACAGGGAAAGGUUGCCUGAUGGUCGCUCUGUUGUGAGAUCUGAAAGGAUGGAAAGAAAGGCACUAACACUGCACCAGCAGAGUGUAUCUAAGAUCGCAGAAGAUAUUCUGUUUGAACAACAAGAAAACUGUGACAGUACAGAUGAUAACGAGGAAGGGGCUAAAUUUUGCAAAAUGCUAGAGCGUGCAGCUGAGCCUGAUGUUAUAAUUGCAGGCAUGACUUCAGAGCAGUUGAUGCAUUUGUCAUCUUAUAAAGAAAAACGAAAGGUGGUUAUGCAAAAUGAAGUAGCUAAGAAGGUUGAAAAGGCCCUCGAAGUAGCUAACCUUAGUUCAAGAGAUGUUACACCAUUUUUGAAAGUGAGGGUGAUGGGCCUUGUCAGUAAACUUUCUGCUUCAAAAGCCAGUAGCAAGGAAGGGCUAAUAACAAUUUGGAACCCUACUGAGAUGCAGAAAGCUGAUCUUGUGGAGGGACAAAUUUAUUCUGUUACGGGAUUGGUGCCUUCGAACUAUUGUACUGAAACCCUCUACUUGCAUGCUAGAGGAUCAUCUACGACAUGGAGGCGCUUAUCAUCAUCUCAGACCACAGAUUUUAAAUCAUUUUUCAGCCCUCGUAAAGCAAUUGAACUGUCAAAGUUUGGUGAGGUGCCGCUUUCAAGUGAAUUUGACAUUGCAGGUGUUAUUUUGUAUGUUGGCAAUAUUUAUUUAUGUAGCAACCAGAAAAGGCAGUGGCUCUUUUUGACAGAUGGAUCUAAAUUUAUCUCUGAACAAAAGUCUGAAGAGCGAGAUUGUCUUCUAGCAGUUAGCUUUUCUUGCCCAACCACUGGCGAAGACUCAGCAUUAUUUAGUUAUGCCCUCUCCGGAAGUAUAGUUGGUUUUAGUAAUCUGGUCAAGCGACAGAAAGACCAGAUGAGGCAAAUAUGGGUAGCUGAGGCAACGGAGAGCUCUACCUAUACUCUUUCCCAUGAGAUUCCUAAAAAAUCCCACCUUAAAGAAGCUGCCACUUCUGCUGAGAGAUGGGCUUCAAUAUCUUAUCCUAAAAUUCAAGAGCUAAAAGAAAGGGUUUUAUGUAUAGUUGGCGAUAGUGGUGUCUGAAUCAUAAUAAAUGCUGCUGCCUGCUGCUUUUGCAAAUGAUGAAUUUGUUUGGGAGUUCUUCAGCUUUAAUAUUUCUCACUGGCGAUAGUCACUGGUGGUUGGAGGCAGUGUGUUCAAGUACUGGACCAAGAUGAAGCUUAUGCCAGUGGGAUGUUCGUCUGUCAGUAUGAACCGAUGGACAAGAGAACGAACAACUACGUUAAACGCUGCACGGAAUGCAAGUGACAAGGAGAGAGAUGUUUCUUCAGCAGGGCUUGCUAUUUGGGGCAGGACAGAUCAGAGAACUCAACGAGCAGGGGAGGUUUCUCCGGACUCACAUGAGCACGCUUGCCACUCAAGAUGAAAUCAUCCUCAUGGAGUUUGAGCGUAGUUGGUGCUCCUUUCUUGCCAAGGAGCCUUGUGCAGGCCUGUCGCGUUCAACACUCAACUGCUGUCUUGUGCUGGGAUCUGGGGGCUGCCAUGUCUUUAUGCUGCCCAGGCUUACAUGAGCAACACAUUGUAAGCAAGUCCCUAUCCAGGCUCGUUUAUAAUUAGCUGGUGUACGAAUUUCUAUUUAAUUUGAUUUGUUCUA